AUGCAGUCACUACAAUCCUUUGUUUUCAUCUUAAUAUUUUUAGUACUUGCUUUUGAUGUUUGUGAAUCACAAGAUUGUAGCAGUCCUUUCAAGAUCAUUACAGUCAGUGAAUCAGGCGAAACAAAUUUCCAAACAAUUCAAAGUGCCAUUGAUUCUGUCCCUGAUGGAAAUUCUCAAUGGAUUCACAUCCAAAUUUCCCCUGGUGUUUAUAGAGAGCAAAUCUUUAUUCGCAAGAGCAAACCAUGCAUUUAUCUUGAAGGAGCUGGUAGCAGUUCAACGAGUAUUGAAUGGAGUACACAUGAGGAUGCUACUUUCGUAUCAAAAGCAAAUAAUACUGUUGCAAAGGGGAUUACUUUCACGAAUACAUUGAACAACCCAGUAUUAUCAGAGGUCAGUAACAUCAUACCAGCCAAAGCUUUUCGAAUACAUGCAGAUAAAUGUGCUUUCUUUAGUUGUGCUUUUCUUGGGGUACAAGAUACCCUAUGUGAUGAUUAUGGUCGCCAUUACUACAAUAAUUGUUACAUCCAAGGUGGAACUGAUUUCAUAUAUGGGGAUGGCCAAUCACUUUUUGAGGCAUGUACAAUACUUUUUUCAAUGGGAAAAUAUGGUCCCAAAAGAGAUGGGGUUAUUACAGCACAUGAAAGGGAUUCACCAAAUGAUCCAAGUGGGUUUGUGUUUAAAAAUUGUAACAUAAGUGGAACAGGAGGAAAUGUUCAACUUGGAAGGGCAAUGGGUGCUUAUGCAAGAGUCAUCAUAACUGAUUCAUAUCUAUCAGAUGUUGUUAGGCCUGAGGGUUGGAGCCCUAGAACCUAUGUUGGCCAUGAAGAAAACCUUACUUUUGUGGAAGAGGGAUGUACAGGACCUGGAGCAAACAAAUCGGAGCGUGUUAAAUGGAUGAAACACUUGAGUCAACCUGAACUUGAUCAAUUCUUGAAUAUCUCUUUUAUUGAUGAAGAAGGGUGGAUUUCAAAAUUGCCAACAACUUUUAGGAGGGUGGGAGAUGGUGCAGACAUUGAUUUUUGGCGUGAUCGUUGGUGCGGAGAUGUUCCACUGUGUGACCGGUUUAGGCGCCUUUUUGACUUGAAUGUUAACAAAUCAAUUUCAGUUAGGAAUAUGUUCUUGUUGGGGGUGGAUGUGGGUGGGGAGGCGUUGCGGUGGCGUAGGCGGUUGUGGGCUUGGGAGGAGGAGUUGGUAGAGGAGUGUAGGGUUUUAUUACUAACAAUUUCUUUGCAGGAAUCAGUGACAGACAGAUGGCUUUGGUUACCUAAUCAGGAGGGUGGGUAUUCUUGCAUUAUGGCCAAUGGUGCGGGCAUGGCUAGGAGUGGUAGGGGUCGAAUCUCAAUCAACUUCAGAUCAUUGUCUGCAAUUUAUUAA
Molecule: messenger RNA, 1374 nt
Organism: Medicago truncatula (barrel medic)
Lineage: Eukaryota; Viridiplantae; Streptophyta; Magnoliopsida; Fabales; Fabaceae
Product: probable pectinesterase 66
Exons: 7
Coding region: 1-1374 (457 amino acids)
Biological process (GO): cell wall modification; pectin catabolic process
Molecular function (GO): pectinesterase activity
Source: RefSeq, a predicted model, not a curated record